Molecule: messenger RNA, 5591 nt
Organism: Falco peregrinus (peregrine falcon)
Lineage: Eukaryota; Metazoa; Chordata; Aves; Falconiformes; Falconidae
Gene: NCEH1
Product: neutral cholesterol ester hydrolase 1
Exons: 5
Coding region: 213-1439 (408 amino acids)
Cellular component (GO): membrane
Molecular function (GO): carboxylic ester hydrolase activity
Source: RefSeq, a predicted model, not a curated record
CCCGCGGCGGCGGCUGCGGAGCGUCCGUCCCGCCCUUCCCGCCCCGGAGCGCGGCGGCCCCGCGGCGGGCGGGCGGGCCGACGCUGCGCUGCGCGGGGGCGAGGCGCGGAUAAGGCCGCCGGCGGGCCGGGGCGGCAGGGACGGAAACGCCGGGACUUCCUCUGGGGGAGGCCGGCCCCGGGGCGGUGCGCUCCCCGCGGGGGGUAGCAGCGAUGCGGGCCGCCUGGGUGCUGCUGGCGGCGCUGGCCGCCCUGGCCGCCUACUACGUGUACCUGCCGCUGCCCGGCACCGUGUCGGACCCCUGGAAGCUGAUGCUGCUGGAUGCCACCUUCCGGGCGGUGCAGCAGGCGUGUCACCUGAUUCACUAUCUGAGACUCAGCCAUCACUUGAUAGUCCUGAAUUAUUUGAUUUGUACUUUUGACAAGCUGAAGUCUGUCUCCUCUGAAGACAUUAACAUCACGGACACUGUGUUUGAUGGGGUGGAAGUCAGAGUGUUUGAACCUCCUGCUCAGCCAGAUGGAAGGCUCAAGCGCAGCGUUGUUUACAUCCACGGAGGGGGCUGGGCCUUGGCAAGUGCACGAACGAGUCUUUAUAACAAUCUCUGCAGAAUCAUGGCUGAAUCUCUUAAUGCUGUCAUCGUCUCAGUUGAAUACAGGCUGGUGCCAGAGGUGUGCUUUCCCGAGCAAUUCCAUGAUGCUCUUCGUGCUACUAAGCAUUUUUUGCAGCCUGACGUUUUAGCUGAGUAUUCAGUUGAUCCAAGUCGAAUUGCAAUUUCUGGCGAUAGCGCAGGAGGAAAUUUGGCAGCUGCUGUAUGUCAGCAGCUCAGCAAAGAUGAACACUUGACCAUCAGACCGAAACUGCAGGCCUUAAUUUAUCCAGUCCUUCAGGCAUUCGACUUCAAUACACCUUCCUAUCAGCAGAACAUGAAUAUGCCCGUCCUUCCUCGUUAUGUCAUGAUCAACUAUUGGAUAGAUUAUUUCAAUGGUAAUUACGACGUGGCGCACUCACUGCUGAUUAACAACCACACUGCUCUUGACGUUGGCCAAGCUUUGUCUUUUAGAGGGCGUCUGAACUGGACAUCUCUCCUGCCUUCAUCGUUCAAAAAGAACUACAAGCCUGUAAUACAAACCACAGGCAAGGCUGAAAUCAUCCAGGAGAUACCGGCGCUGCUCGAUGUACGAGCAGUCCCGCUCCUUGCGGAAAAUGAGACACUUCAGCUGCAGCCCAAGACUUACAUCCUGACCUGCGAGAACGACGUCCUGCGAGAUGACGGGGUGAUGUACGCCAAGCGCCUGGAGAACGCCGGCGUGGAAGUUACGCUCGAUCACUUCGAUGACUGCUUUCACGGCUGUAUGAUAUUCACCAUUUGGCCUACCGAUUUCUCUGCAGGCAUUCAGACCAGGAACAGCUAUAUCAAAUGGCUGGACGAAAACCUCUGAAGAGAGCGUCUCUCUAGAAGAUGCAGGGUGUGUAGCUCUGGUGGCGGCUCUUGCAGAAGAGCAAACAAUGAAAAAGUGCACUUUCCCACAUUCUGACUUCAUCCAUUCAGCUGCAGCUGCUGGGGGUAUCGACCACUAACUACAGCAUUUUCUAGAUCGAUUGGCCUUGCCCAGCAAAGUGUUUUGAGAAAUACUUUUUCAAACGUUGAUCUUGAUUUUUUUCUCGUUCUUUCAGAUGAUUACUGCCUAAUACAAACAAAUCUUAGGCAGAGAGAUCGGCAUUCCUGUAGCAUUCUUAACAGGCUCCCACUAUCAAGCUUUAACUCGAUUAGGCACAAAGGCCUCGCUUUGCAAAUGAUGUGAGGUAAAGCCAAACACCUACAUCAAAAUACUUCAAACCAGAGCUAGUUUUCAACAGUGGUGAGCACCUGAUGUCAAAGAAAGUGUGAGCACUCACCUUUGACAGCAAAGCAAUGCAUUGGAAUGUCAAGCAGGGAUUCAGGUGUUAGCUUUUAGGCACACAGACGAAUGGCUUGUUUACAUUAAAAAAAGAAAAAAAGAAAAGAAAAGGCUCUUCUAGGCAGUUGAGAUGAUGCUGGACAAGUCUCUUAGCCAAACAUGUAAUUCAGCUUUGGAAUUUGGUCUUUAUUACCUUUUAGCUAUUUAUACUUUAUAAAAGCACAGCACUCAAUAUAUUUUCAAUAAAAAGUAUUAUAGCAUACAUGCAAAUGUAUAGGAUAAAAUAUUAUGUCUAGCAGCAGAAUCCAGGUUGUUUAUGUGAGCGAGCUUCAAAGCUGACUACUUAUUUGGCUAAGGAAUGUGACUUCACCUGUGUUUAAAGCCCCCGUUGUAUGACCUCCCUACAGAAAAUACUGAGCUUACAAAAAAUAAUCUGCUGUGUGGUUUGCACUAAUGUUUUUAAUUAAUAGAGGAAGGUUUUGUUCAUUGACUUUUCUUUUGUGCUUGUAGUGUUUAUUUUAUUUCAUGCUUCCUGGAAGGACGGGAGCAAGCAAAUAGAAGUAGGUUCUAAUCUCUAUGGAAGAUUUAAAGCUGAGCUUUGCAGCUAAACUUUGUCUGUCUUCUAGACUGACCCACAACACCAGGUAAGAUGAUCUCACUAUCAGACAGCAAAUCUCUACAGUUUGAGCCAGUCUGUAAAAUUCAGAUAGGCAGGACAGGGCAGUGAAACCACUUUGCAGCAGUGUGUAUGGUCCAGGAUGCUUACUGCUUGCAGAAAUGAAGGUUGUGUCAAAAAGCCCGGUGUUUCUAGGCAAAGAGGAGCGAAUAGCUGCCCCAUAACUGAACUAGUAGAUUAAAUUCCUCCUUUAGCUUUAUCACAGGCUUCCUGGGGGACCCCAGGAGAACAACUUCAUCUCCUUCUGCCCCACUGUCUUCUUCUGCAAGAGAGGGAGUAGUAAUUUCCUACCUCACAAAGGAGCUGUGAAGCGAGUUCACAGAUGUUGGUGAAGCACAGGGAUGUGAUGGUGACUGGCAGGCACUGAACAGCUCCCGUAGCUUUUGACUUCCCAUCCUUCUGUAAUAGCUGGUGCUGAGCAGCCUGCCCCAUGAUGGGUGGUGCUGGGCUGCGGGUCCUCCUGGGCGGUUAGCUCAGCUCGGUCCUGGCUCCCGUCACAGUACCAUAAGGUGAGGCUUCUUGGCUGUUGGGAAAUCACGACAAAGGCAGUUUCAUUAAAGCUUUGCUCAUGGCAGGAUUCUGAAAAGUUAUUUAAAGUUUAAAAAAAACAAAAACAACAAAACAAAACCUCAACUGAAAACCCAAAACAAAAAAAGAAACCCAAGAAAAAACAAGAUACUAUUAGAUCAAACUGUCUUCUAUCAUUUAAAAUAUAUAUAUUUAAAAUAUACAGAACAAUCCACUUCCACCGGUAUUUAAAGUAAAUAAGAGAAUGGCUUUGCUGAAUCAUUGCUUCCCAGAAACAUCAGGUUGUUAAUGUGGUUGUACGUAUUAAGAAAAGCUAUUAAUGAGACACGGCUCUGAUGCUGGCUCAGUCAUGCGGGCUGAAACUCAUUUUCUGGGCAUGGGUUCAUACAGAGAUGACAAGGCAAAGCUUUUUCAACAGUGGCCCAAAUUCUUCUUCCAUUUAGAUUGUUACGAAGACUUGGUGGAAUGAGAGCAGCUGAGCGACAAUCUGAAUCAAAACAAAUUUCGGUCAAGGUAUCCAAUUAACAUUGCAGAAGGAUUAAAAUUUUGUUUCUGGAUUUAAAAGCUCUUUCCUCCUUUCCCCCAUAAACACAACUUCAGUAGAUAUAAUUGACACUUAGAACAGACAGCAAAGUCAUGUCCAUUCGAAAGACAAAUUACUGAUCUGUUCCAGAGUCAUUUUCCCCAGUGUGGAGACAGCUCCAUUUACCUGACUUAAUGACUUAGAGUAAAAAUAAAUAUUGUUACUCUGAGUUGUAACAACAGGCUUCUUCUCAGCUUUCCCACUUAAAGAGUAAACCCAUGUCAGAAAAGAUGUAAUUUAUAUUCACCUGCCGUCAUUAAAAGAGAGUAGUAACCGUAGUACUGGGAAAAAAAAAAUCCUAUUAAUUUUAUAAUAAUUACAUUUACCUUAGAGCUGUCUGCAAAGCUUUAGACCAGCAUUUGUUUAUAGCUAAGUUAUAAAUAUCUGCUAUGAAGCUAUACUAUAAUUGCUGCUGUUUGUUUUUUUUAAUGGAAACGAAAUGGAGAGCUGGAAUAUAUGUAUUCAUGGAGUCGAUUGUAAAUUUCCUUCAUGCACUGAAGCACAUUAAAGUCUUGGCACAAGAAAUGGUAGUAAGUAUGUAACUGGACUGAAGGUGUUUACCUAAGUCAUCACCAGCUUGAUGUGCCAUCCAAGACUGCAGCACGACUUGGAUGCGAUGUUACAGUGUUAACUAGUUCUGUCAGAGUAUCUUGACUACUGUUACCUUGCAGCUGUAUGGUUUAAAUACACGAUAGCUGCAAAAAUACGAUGUGAUGGAUCCUAUAACGUAUAAAAAGAGGUCUGAGAUCCAGCUAUAAAAAGACCUUUUAGUAUAUAGCCGCACAAGACACUUGAUUUACAAUUCAGUGGAAACCUUGAAGUAAGCGUUAGUCCAAACUCAGCUUUUCUCCUACUUUGUUCUCCUUUGCAUAUGGUCCCGAUGCCCCAUGUUGCAAGUUCAGGGUUGUUUCCAGCUGCAGGCUCCUGGAAACAGCGGAGAGCUGCGCCGGGGCCGGCCGGCAUGGCUACAGAACACUGAUGCCUGAGAGCAGGAGAUGAAGAUUAAUGCAUGUUACGACACCUCAAUUUGUUCGUGUGUUUAGUCCUACGUCUCCUGAAGUGUGUCCUCGGGCGUACCUAGCACUUUCAUCCUUGGUUAUUUCACAAAGCAGUUUAGGCACUUUGCACAUUGUAGGAUCAGAUCAAGUAUUUGUAACUAUUUCACCUGUGUGUAGUAAAAAAUCAGACUUCUAAAUGGAGAUAAGUUUGUCUACUUACCUUCUUGUCAAAUCAAUGAGUAUGGCUAGCUUUGUAUUGUAGGUGGCUUUUUUUUUUCCCCUCUGGCCUACAAUUAGGCUUUAUCAAUUCAUUGCCAGAAUAUCUUGUUCCUGAUGGCCAUCAAGGCAUUCAAAUGUAAGCUUUAAAAAUAAAAUUAAAAAUAAAAUUAAAAAUACUUCACAUAACAGAAUCUAUAGUCAUUUGUAUCCUACUUUCAUAGACCUGGGAACUAUAUUAGCAGGUCCCCAGUAUUUUGGCCAAUAUUUGUAGGAAUAAAUGGAGGUUUUGUCUUCCUAGCGUAGGACUUCUUAAAAGAUGGAUGUUCAGCAUUUCUGAAAGCCCGGACCCCUUUAAAGAUGUUGCAUGGUGCAUAAAAAAUCACAAAUAAAUUGAAUUUCCUAAACUUCAUCUAAGAAAUUCCAAGAUUACAUCCCUGGCCAAAGCAGAAAGACCAUUGCAGGUUUUAAGCCCUGCAAACUAAAAAGAAAUGCUUUAUAUUUAAAAUCAUUAUUUUGUAGUCUUUGGGCCUCUGUAUUUUUUUGGUCUCUUACCAAACUUUAUUAUAAACUUCUUCAAAUAAAAAUAUUAGAAGUAGAUUAUCCUGUGUUAAACCUGUUAAGCUGCUAUGAUCUGUAACAACGAUCUUGUUAAAAACAAACAAGCAAAUAAACAAAACUAGCUGGUUUAA